This is a messenger RNA of Daldinia caldariorum, 2406 nucleotides long. RefSeq lists its product as uncharacterized. The coding region runs from base 265 to 1677 and encodes 470 amino acids. The record is from RefSeq and is a predicted model, not a curated record. The transcript has a single exon. Lineage: Eukaryota; Fungi; Ascomycota; Sordariomycetes; Xylariales; Hypoxylaceae.
CGCCAUUAGGUUGAUUUAUUUAUUAAGGCUCUAGGUACCUUAGGUACCUAACCUACCUAAUUUACAUUCUCUUCUAUUCUAUUCCCAACAACUUUUCUUCAUUUCUGCGACUUCUUCUUUUCGCAAACAGUCGAGAUAGGUCUAUCCCAUCCUCAACUGUUAUGCCUAAGAAAAGACACAAUAACAAAUACUCGAAACCGCCUUCAGUAGCGCCACCGUCACUUGCCUUGUCCUCCUCGUCGAGGCAAACUUCUGGUAAAUGAAAUGAAUUCCUUAAAAGUCCUACCAAACUCCGAGCGUGCGCGUCAUCCUAACAGCCAGCGCAUAGAUCAGCAUGAACGAUCCGUUAACCAGAUCCUCGCGGACUUGCGACGGACUAGCUUAAAGCAAAAUGGCACUUCGAGUAACUUUAACGUAGCCACCACUCCCACCGUUCCGCCUUCCAUCCGCCAAAUCUUCCAAAUUCCCGAGACACCCGCCCCAGCGCCCAGACGGUCCCUACGCCUCCAUGCGCAUGGCCGAAGGGCACCCCCUGGUCCCCCGCCCCCACGCAGUUGGGUGUCGCUAGCCCAGUCGCGACAUGCCCCCGCAGACCUAGCAAAAGACCUCGGAGGGCAUAUCCAGCACUGGCCCUUACCAGGCAUCUACAGCCCCGCAGAUGGCAGCUUCGUGGAUCAGUUGCUACGGCGGAUGGCCUUAGACUGGGAGCAGCAACGGCAUUGGAAUCAGUUCUAUCUAUAUACGCUACCUAGUCAACUACGGGUAGCCUUGAUCAGUUGCGUCUCGGAGCUUUAUGGACCAGGAAUAUCUGCUAACGACCUCCGACUGAUCCUUGCCGGCCCCGCAGAAGAGGAGCUCGCCCAAUACGAGGUGGAACAGCCUGACCUCAAUAAACUGAAUGAAGACAUAUUCUACUUAGAUCUAAGUGGUUCGGCAGGAAGAUCAAUAUCGUUGAAAGAGCUAAGCGAGCUGCUCUUCCCCCAAGUCCCGGUCGAGGUUGACCUUCAGGAAUCUUGGGAGGCUCCAGAACCUGUUUCUGGCCCGUUUAAGCUCUUACCAAAUUUGACGCAGUUAUCUCUUGCUGUCGAACCCGGGAAUGCACCGACUGCUUCAUGGAAGCAAUUACUCUCACUAGCUACCAAGUUGCAGACAAUUACGCAUCUCGAUCUGUCUGGCUGGCCAGAGCCAUCUUUGACACCAAAUGCGAAAUUUGCGAAAGUCGCAUCGUCAGUAACUGGACGGACUGUUCAGUAUGGCGGUACUGGGCCAUAUAGUCACAAUUUAGACGGUGACUGGUCGGAAGCGAUCUUGGUGCUGAAGCGUCUGAGCAAGUCGCUGUAUAGCCUAGAAUACCUCGAUUUGACUGGGUGUGGGGAUUGGUUCCCAGCUCUGAGGAAAGAGGCGGACGGAGAUUUUACUAUCAAUUUCGUCGACUGGGUGGGUGAUUGGGGGAAGAUUACAACCCUGAGGCUUUGUUCCGGGUAUGCCCUUUCGGACGAUGCAUCCAAAGGUCAAAUCCUCCGACUCGCAGAUUGGAUAGAGUCUGCAACGGCAGUAGAGAAACAUAUUAGAGCACAGCGGUCUGGGAGGGGACGCUGGAUCACGGUAGAGAAAGAUACCCUUACGGAUGGUGCGAAGGCAGUCGUAGAGGCCGAACGACGCGGAGCAAUGUCAUAAUCCGAAUAUACCAACCUACCUCCCAUCUAACGUACCUAAUAUACGCAGAGAGCGGAUAAUGCCUUACAUAAAGGGACUAACAAUUCGUUUUCAAGAGAUGAUGAUUCAUGUGCCCUAUACUUGAACUACAUAACGUAGAGCCGUAUAGGGUGGAUUACACAAUACUACGAAGUCGUUUUGAAACUUAGCAAACCAACAUUACUUUAUGGCUCCUAAUCGCUGUCAAAAGACGCUCGACUAUGACUAGAACUGCCUUAUUCCUAGCAAAUAAGUAAACGAAUCAGCAAUCGACUGGCUACAAGGUAAAGAACCGGUUUUACAGGGCUACAGGGGUAAACUUCUGUGAGGGUCGCUUAUGACGAAACGCUAAUGAACAACCAAUCAUACGAACCGACAUGGACUAAAGGAGGCAAAAGUUCAAAACUACCUAAACCUAAGGUACUCCGUGACGCAACUUCCCUGCCCAUGUAGAUGACAAGGGACCAAUUGUAGGUGGACGUAUGCCGAGCAGAUAUCAACUACCAGAGUCAAUCAAGAUGUGUUGGCGUUUGCAAGUCAUUCAAUUUAUGCAUAGAAUUUGGACGAAUGAAUGAUGAUGGCCUUUUUUCCCUUUCGGAGUUUUUGUUUGGGUGCAUGAUGCAUGUCGCGAUAUCAAAGCUGUUGUCCGAUGGUCAUAGAUUAGGUACUUAGUGAGGAUUAAGGCACUACAAAACCUUCGUGAAUUACCCA